AUGCACCGCUCCCUCGUCGGAAAGGGCACACAGCCAAUACCCAUCAUCACCUUCCGCACCCAGCAAUGGCCCAUCGCACACGCCACCGCAGUCGCCAUGGUCAUGAGCAGCUGGUAUCCCAUCGCCAUCAAACAAUGCGAAGACCGCUCCCUCGACCACCGCGUCCGCCACGGCCUCGCCGUCAUCGUCAAAGCCACCACCUGCAGGCACUUUCAGCGCUGCAUCCCAGAGGUCGCAGAGCGCUGUGGCGCCCAGGGCACAUUCGAGCACAACUACAUGGCUCGCAUCGAGAACGACGGAAAAGGCGUCAUCAUCGCAGAAGGCGACGUCCUCACCCUCUGCAUCAGGCUCUUCUCCGAGCUCCUCCUCAACCGCUACACAAUCCCCCUCCCCCCCUCCGACCACUCCCUCCUCGCCCACCACGCCCACUCCCUCCUCUCCGAAAACCUCUCCCUCCUCGCCUCCCUCCCAGGCGGACACCGCAGCCCCACCUACAACUCCCUCAUCCUCCCCCAAGCAGAGCUCGCCAUCGAAGCCAUGGGCCACGCCCUCGCCUACGCCGCCGCCCUCGCAUCUCACGUCCCCCAGCCCAUCCUCGACGUCUACGAAUCCGCCGUCAUCCGUCGCGACCCCGCCUGGUACUCCGAGCAUGGCGGACUGAGCCGCGUGCAGCAGAGCUCAGGGAGGACGCCGCCGUCACGGCGCUGA
Messenger RNA from Serpula lacrymans var. lacrymans S7.9, 708 nucleotides. RefSeq lists its product as uncharacterized. Gene Ontology annotation, molecular function: oxidoreductase activity, acting on the CH-CH group of donors. The record is from RefSeq and is a predicted model, not a curated record. Bases 1 to 708 code for a protein of 235 amino acids. The transcript is spliced from 2 exons. Lineage: Eukaryota; Fungi; Basidiomycota; Agaricomycetes; Boletales; Serpulaceae.